This is a messenger RNA of Musca vetustissima, 3123 nucleotides long. It is a transcript of the gene 5-HT2A, whose product is annotated as 5-hydroxytryptamine receptor 2A. Gene Ontology annotation, cellular component: membrane; dendrite. Gene Ontology annotation, molecular function: G protein-coupled serotonin receptor activity; neurotransmitter receptor activity; serotonin binding. The transcript has 7 exons. The record is from RefSeq and is a predicted model, not a curated record. Bases 46 to 3123 code for a protein of 1025 amino acids. NCBI's taxonomy places the organism in Eukaryota, Metazoa, Arthropoda, Insecta, Diptera, Muscidae. Gene Ontology annotation, biological process: G protein-coupled receptor signaling pathway, coupled to cyclic nucleotide second messenger; serotonin receptor signaling pathway; chemical synaptic transmission.
CAACGAAAGUCUAGUUCAGAGCUUGUCAAACUGCUUUAGAAUGAAAUGGAUUUGCAACAAAGGCUUGGUCUUCGACCAACCGCAACAAAUGUCAGUGACAGUGCCACAACCACCAAUACAACAACGACGGCAGCAGCAGCAACAACAAAAACCACAUUGUCAGCAACACCACAAAGCGAAUACAAUAGCAACACCGACACCAACACCAGUGCGGGGAAUAUUGAAAGAAUGUAUGAUUCCUUUUGUUGGCGAGGUUUCAGUCCAGGUACCACAGACGAGAACAAAAAUGAAAAAGUUCUGCCCCACGUUUGGUGUGAAGAAGCCCAAAACCAAAUCACCGAAACUACAGCGUACCCCACCCACGAUAACAUCGACGAAUGGAUGUCAGGGGAAGGGGGUUCAAAAUCGAAAUUGUUUCACACAUUCCGUUGUAUACUCGAAACUUCCACAACUGCAGCAACGCCAUCGACAUCGCCCACAACACCAACAACAACUCAUUACAGCUGCCUUAAUACAAUACCGGUGUUAUCCAGCAAACACCACAUUGAAAUGCCACAGGAAUCAAAUCAGUUGUCUCCUUCCCUCGUCCCCAACCCUGCCCCAUCGCCGUCAUCAUCAUCUAUGUCGUCAUCUUCGUCCUCAUCGACAGCGGAGUUCGUGCAAAAAUGUGUGGAACGUUUGAAAGUAAUUGUCGAUGAUUUGCAACAACCACUUCAAGAAUUCCAAAUGUCCUUUAAGUAUCCACCACAUCCACAAGGACACCAUUCACAUCAUCGUCUUCAUCAUAUGAUGAACAUGGAUGAAACUAUGACAACAACUAGUAUUACAACAACAAUAACCACACCAGCAAGUAUUAAUGAAAAUUACAAUGAUACAGUGAUGCUCAGUGAUUCUACCCGCCUCUGUCCCCAGUACACAAUGUUCUGUGACAAGACCCCUGUUUCUGUUUUCUCAACGGUCUCCCCCUCCACGCCUGCAACGCUAAGCAAUAAUGUUCGAUGUUUUGUAUUUCAAAACUUGCCCGAAAUGGCAAAAGCAUCAUUCGAAUCUUUACAUGACAGCCUGCCAGCGUGGAGCGAACAGUCUUCGUCGCAAACAUUUCUCAAUGCUAGCAGUUGGGCUCAUGGAACGGCGACAACAACAAACACCACCAGCACCACCACAUGGAACGAUGAUUUAUGGCCUUGGAGUCUGUCGUUGCUCAAUUCAACACUGGCUGUGAACUCAUCGUUGACAACAUUUCCCGAUAGCAUCAACGGUUCGGAUUGGCAUGGUGAUCUGAUUAGUAGUGCAACGCCACCGGUAAAAGGUUUCGAUUGGGGAUUUCUGUUUGUCCUCUUUUUUAUAUUUGCCGGUGGUUUGGGUAAUAUUUUGGUGUGUCUGGCUGUCGCCUUGGAUCGUCGCUUGCAGAAUGUUACCAAUUAUUUUCUAUUUUCAUUGGCGGUGGCUGAUCUGCUGGUUAGCUUGUUUGUGAUGCCGCUGGGCGCGAUACCAGCUUUUUUGGGCUAUUGGCCAUUGGGUUUUACGUGGUGCAACAUUUACGUUACAUGCGACGUAAUGGCCUGCUCGUCCAGCAUCUUGCACAUGUGUUUCAUAUCUCUGGGUCGUUACCUGGGCAUACGAAAUCCAUUGGGCUCACGGCAUCGUUCAACGAAACGUUUGGCCGGCAUGAAAAUUGCCAUAGUUUGGCUAAUGGCCAUGCUUGUUUCCAGUUCCAUCACCGUAUUGGGUCUAGUCAACGAAAAGAAUAUCAUGCCACAGCCGAAUAUUUGCGUUAUAAACAAUCGAGCGUUUUUUGUGUUCGGCUCGCUGGUGGCAUUCUACAUACCCAUGGUCAUGAUGGUAAUCACGUACGCCCUGACCAUUCCAUUGUUACGGAAGAAGGCUCGAUUUGCUGCCGAACAUCCGGAAAGCGAAUUAUUUCGUCGCUUGGGCGGUCGUUUUACAAUACGACCACAACAUUCACAGCAGCAAAUUCAAAUGCACAGUAGUUUCAGCAACAACUCCAGUUUCAGUAAAUAUUGCUUUGGCGGGAGUGCAACGGGCAGCGGCGACACGAAUCGUAACUUUAGUCACGACUACGAAAAGCAAUCCACAGCUCAUCGCAGCAAUUCAUCAACGAAUUUCACCAAUGGUAAUAAUGGCAGCAAUUGUGGUGGUAUUGGUGGUGGCGGCGGCCCUCUGACGACUUCGGGCCACAGCACAACGACGACCAACACCUGUCGUACAAGUUUUCGUAGUGGAAUUUUGCGUCAUUCAUCAUCGUCAUCUUUACGCAGUAAACCGAGCAACUUUAAAGUGAUGGUUGGCAGCGGCAACAGUUACUCUAACAAUGAUAAACGACGCAUAUCUGUGCAUAGCCAUCAAACGGCAUCGUCGACGACGGGACACCAGGACACUGGCAACUAUUGGCGUUCAUCGCAUGCUGGUAAUGCGAAUCUAAUGGAUAGCCAUCCCAACCGACGUUCCUCGGUGCGCAUUACCAGUGCCAACAACAAAUCCCAGUUGGAAUUCUUCGGUGCCAAAGGCAAUGGCAAGGGGACACUUGCCACAACGAUGCAACCGUUGCGUUUUUCAUUGCGUCGUAAUCGUCGCGACGAUGUUAUGGAUCACGGCGAAGGAAUGGGUAUUGCAACAAUUGGUAUGCCCAACCACUAUCAUCAUCACCAACACCAGCAACAACAUCAGCAUCAUUUCAACGGAACCUGUGAACAGGGAACCCAAACGCCAACUUCAAUUAGCCGUGAAACACGGCGAAAUCGAAGACUGAAAGUAUUUCGUUUUAAUUUCAAUAAAGUUGCAACGCCCGCAAUAAAUUUACGCUUCCUCAACAAUCGCAAUAAACGCAACAGUCUCUCAGCCAAUGCCGUUGCCACCGAACAAAAAGCUACCAAAGUCCUGGGUUUGGUAUUCUUCACGUUCGUUUUGUGCUGGUCACCAUUCUUCAUACUGAAUAUAAUAUUUGCCGCCUGUCCCGAGUGUGAAGUACCCGAACACGUGGUCAACACCUGCCUAUGGCUGGGCUAUGUAUCCUCAACCAUUAACCCCAUUAUAUAUACAAUAUUCAAUCGUACGUUCCGAGCAGCAUUUAUACGUUUACUCAAGUGUAACUGUGAAAGGUAA